Nematolebias whitei (Rio pearlfish) is the source of this 2651-nucleotide messenger RNA. RefSeq names its product acetyl-coenzyme A synthetase 2-like, mitochondrial. Gene Ontology annotation, molecular function: acetyl-CoA synthetase activity; AMP binding. The transcript is spliced from 14 exons. NCBI's taxonomy places the organism in Eukaryota, Metazoa, Chordata, Actinopteri, Cyprinodontiformes, Rivulidae. Gene Ontology annotation, cellular component: mitochondrion. Bases 105 to 2141 code for a protein of 678 amino acids. The record is from RefSeq and is a predicted model, not a curated record.
AAAAAAAAAAAACGAAGUAAGCGCAGGAUUUCCAAAAUCUCGUCACAGAUCUGUUUAAGUGUCGCGGACAUGUUGUGCAGAGCUUCACACUGAGUGCCUUCGCUAUGUGGCUCCCCUGCAGAUGCACCCUGCGGGCCGCUUCCUUCACUCCGGGUUUCUUCUCAUCUCCAUGUCUGAAUGUUCUGCGCCGAAAAAGCAGCUGGAACUCCGCGGCGUUCAUGCCGGAGGCUGCGGCCUUUCAGGGGGUGUCGGGCCGCGACGAGCUGCGGGACUUCUCGGUCUCCGACAGCGACCGCUUCUGGGCCGCCGUGGCCCGCCAGAGGCUGAACUGGAUCCGACCCUUCCACAGGGUGCAGGACUGUGACCUGAGCCGAGGCAGGAUCGAGUGGUUUGAGGGAGGGAAGCUGAACGUGUCCGUGAAUUGUUUGGACCGCCACGUGCACACGUGUCCAGAGAGGGUGGCCCUGAUCUGGGAGAGGGAUGAGAGGGGGUCAGAGGUCAGGUACACCUACAGAGAGUUACUGGAGAUGACCUGUCGUGUGGGAAACCUGCUACGGCGGCAUGGCGUGAAGAAGGGGGACUGCGUUACCAUCUACAUGCCCACCUGCCCUUUGGCUGUGGCUUCCAUGUUGGCGUGCGCCCGUAUCGGAGCGGCUCACAACGUGGUGUUCGCAGGUUUCAGUGCAGAAGCCCUCGCAGAGCGAAUACGAGACGCUGAGUCCAGCACCGUCAUCACGGUGAACCAGGGGGUCAGGGGAGGAAAGGUCACGGAGCUCAAGAAGACCGUGGACGCAGCAGUGCAGAGCUGUCCAAAUGUACGGCAGGUCUUUGUUGCCAUGAGAACAGACAAUCCAGUCGCCAUGACAGCCAGGGACAUCGCCAUGGACGAGGAGAUGCUGAAGGAGGACGUGGUGUGUGAGCCUGAAGCGAUGGGCAGUGAGGACGUCUUGUUCCUGCUCUACACAUCUGGCAGCACAGGAAAGCCCAAAGGUCUCGUCCACACGCAGGCUGGGUACCUGCUGUAUGCUGCUCUCACACACAGGUAUGUCUUCAGCUACCAUGAUGGCGAUGUGUUCGGCUGCGUGGCAGAUAUCGGCUGGAUCACAGGCCACAGUUACGCCGUCUAUGGACCUCUGGCCAACGGAGGAACCACGGUUCUGUUUGAAAGCACUCCAAUUUACCCUGACCCAGGAAGGUACUGGGACAUGGUUGAGAGGCUCAAGAUUAACCAGUUCUACGGGGCUCCCACAGCAAUCCGCCUCCUCAUCAAGUAUGGAGACCAGUGGGUGAAGAAGUACGAUCGCUCCACCCUCAAAACUCUCGGCUCUGUGGGUGAGCCAAUCAACACCGAAGCAUGGGAGUGGUACUACAGGGUGGUCGGGGAAGGACGGUGUCCUGUGGUGGACACCUGGUGGCAAACUGAAACAGGAGGCAUCUGCAUCGCCCCAAAGCCUUCAGAACCAGAUGCAGAGAUUGUCCCUGGAAUGGCUAUGAGACCUUUCUUUGGCAUUAAGCCGGUGCUCAUGGACACUGAGGGCAACGUGCUGACUUCCAACAACAUAUCUGGAGCUCUGUGUAUGGCUCAACCAUGGCCCGGUAUGGCCAGAACUAUUCAUAACAACCACCAGAGAUUCAUUGAGACCUACUGCCAACCUUAUCCAGGCUACUUCUUUACUGGUGACGGUGCCCAUCGAUCCCAGGAGGGGUACUACCAGAUCACAGGACGCCUCGAUGACGUCAUUAACGUGAGCGGCCACAGGAUUGGGACGGCAGAGAUAGAAGACGUAGUGAAUCAGUGUCCUGCAGUGGCUGAAUCUGCCGUCAUAGGAUAUUCUCAUAGCAUCAAAGGACAAGGUGUGUAUGCUUUUGUGGUGCUGAAAAAAGACGUAAACAUUCAGGAGGCAGAUUUGUCCAAGCAGCUGAGCAACUUGGUGUCUGGAAAAAUUGCAAAGUACGCCUGUCCAGACUUCAUUCAGUUUGUUACACGUCUGCCGAAGACUCGCUCUGGUAAGAUCAUGCGGAGGGUCCUGCGGAAAGUCGUGGAGUGCGACCUGGACGGUUUGGGUGACCUCAGCACUUUGGAUGAUCCUGCAGCAGUUCAGGAGAUUAUUCAAGGCCAUAAAAAGCUCUCAAGUAAAUGACGAGCAUUGCACAAAUUAAAUGACAAAACAGAACAUUUCAAUCUAAUGAAAAAUAUGAAGAGUACCACAUUUAUAUUGCUGCAUUUUAAUUAAACCAACUUGUGCCUUUUGAGUGAAAAAAAAGACAAAAUUUUAAAAUGUUAUUAAAUUAAUGAACACUAACAUUUAGCUCUUAAAAACUGUGAAAUGCACAGAUGUACUUUGUUUUAAGUAGAAAUUCCUCUCAGAACAUUUUGUUUUUUUGAUUAAAAUUCACAUCAAAUCGUGUGAACAAAAUGCAAUGAACAAAUGUUAUUUUACAAUAAUGAACCUAAAUGUAUUUUUUUAUAUGACGAGAGAGCAUUUUGUGGCUUUGAAACAGUUGAACUGUUUAGAACGUUGCAUUCCCACUUUUUUAAAUUUUGAUUACGUUAGCUCAGAAAAUAAAAACAUACUGAAGGUGCCAACAGGACUGAUGCUUGAGAGCACCUAAUGACACAAACUAAUGAAUAAAAAAGUAUUUUCGCUCUU